AUGCCUCAGUUGAACGGACAACAAGUUGGAACCAUCGGCUUCGGCCUGAUGGGUCUGACGGCCAAAGAGAUCCCCGAAGAUCAAGCCUUCGCCACGAUGCGUAAAGCCCUCGAAAGAGGCUGCAACGUCUGGAACGGCGGCGAGUUCUACGGGCCGCCCGAAAGGAACUCGCUCACACUCCUCAAGCGCUACUUCGCCAAGUACCCCGAGGACGCGGCCAAAGUCUCGCUCAACAUCAAGGGCUGCGUCCUGCCCGGGCACAAGGUCGCCGCGAGCCGCGAGCAGGUCUUCGCCAGCGUCAACAACUGCAUCGACAUGCUUGGCGACGCGAAGAAGAUUGACGUCUUCGAGCCCGCCCGCCGCGAUCCCAACGUGCCACUAGAGGAGACCCUGGGCGCGUUUGAAGAGUUGAUCAAGGAAGGAAAGAUUGGCGGUGUUGCGCUGAGCGAGGUCAGCGCGAAGUCGAUUCGGGAGGCGGCCGCGAUUGCGAAGAUCCAGUCGGUCGAGAUCGAGCUGUCGCUGUGGGCCACGGACCCGCUUACCAACGGCAUCUUGCACGCUUGCAAAGAGCUGGACAUCCCCGUCUUGGCAUACGGCCCCGUGGGUCAGGGCAUGCUGGCGGGCAAGUACAAGUCGUUUGAAGACAUUCCUGCCGACGACCGCAGGCGCGACUUCCCGCGCUUCCAGCGCGACAAUUUCGAGAAGAACCUUGAUCUGCUGCGUGCGCUGGAGAAGUUUGCGAAGAACAAGAACUGCACUCCGGCCCAGCUGGCCAUCGGCUGGGUGCUGGCCAUCUCGAAGAGGCCAGACAUGCCUGUCAUUAUACCUAUUCCUGGCGCCACGACGGCCGAGCGCGUCGAGGAGAACUCGACCAUCGUGGGUAUCACCGACGAGGACAUGCAAGAGAUUGAUACCAUUUUGGCGAGCUUCGAGGUGGCUGGGACGAGAUACCCGGAGCAGGUCAUGCACAUGACGAACACUUGA
Molecule: messenger RNA, 984 nt
Organism: Diplodia corticola
Lineage: Eukaryota; Fungi; Ascomycota; Dothideomycetes; Botryosphaeriales; Botryosphaeriaceae
Product: aldo keto reductase
Exons: 3
Coding region: 1-984 (327 amino acids)
Cellular component (GO): cytoplasm
Source: RefSeq, a predicted model, not a curated record